Scaptodrosophila lebanonensis is the source of this 2347-nucleotide messenger RNA. It is a transcript of the gene Hsc70-5, whose product is annotated as heat shock 70 kDa protein cognate 5. Gene Ontology annotation, cellular component: cytoplasm; mitochondrion. NCBI's taxonomy places the organism in Eukaryota, Metazoa, Arthropoda, Insecta, Diptera, Drosophilidae. Gene Ontology annotation, biological process: protein refolding; cellular response to unfolded protein. The coding region runs from base 204 to 2261 and encodes 685 amino acids. The record is from RefSeq and is a predicted model, not a curated record. Gene Ontology annotation, molecular function: ATP hydrolysis activity; misfolded protein binding; heat shock protein binding. The transcript is spliced from 6 exons.
AAAACACAUUCAACGCAUCGCCAACGCCGCCACAUCGGAGUGGCAACGCUGCACGUACCAACUACUUCAGUGUUUCUUUCAUCUCCAUCGUUUGUGAAACGUGCUCUGUCGUUCUGACGAAAUCUUGUUACGAGAGCGGUAUUACUGCUGCUGUUUUACUUAAAAAUCAGUGUCCCGUGUAAAAUUAAAAAGUAAAAACAAGAAUGUUGCGCGUACCAAAGUUUUUGCCUCGCCUUGCACGCCACGCCGCUGUUGCUCCAGCGAAUUAUUCGGCAGUUUCUAGCAUAUUCCGCAACAAUCUACCUGCUGCUGGCAAUGGGUUAUCUGGUCAACUGCGUUAUAAAUCGGGUGAGGUUAAAGGCGCUGUUAUCGGUAUUGAUUUGGGUACAACCAAUUCCUGUCUCGCUGUAAUGGAAGGCAAGCAGGCUAAGGUCAUUGAAAAUGCGGAGGGUGCGCGUACUACACCCUCUCACGUGGCUUUUUCUAAGGAUGGUGAACGUUUGGUUGGCAUGCCAGCUAAGCGCCAGGCAGUUACCAAUUCGGCCAACACCUUCUAUGCCACAAAACGUUUAAUCGGCAGAAGAUUCGACGAUCCGGAGGUGAAGAAGGACAUCACAAAUUUGUCAUACAAAGUUGUUAAGGCAUCAAACGGCGACGCUUGGGUUUCGUCUACCGAUGGCAAAGUAUACUCUCCCUCUCAGAUCGGAGCUUUUAUAUUGAUGAAAAUGAAGGAAACGGCUGAGGCGUAUCUUAAUACGCCCGUUAAGAACGCAGUAGUGACUGUGCCUGCUUACUUCAACGAUUCACAACGACAGGCAACAAAGGAUGCUGGUCAAAUUGCUGGUUUGAAUGUGUUGCGUGUUAUUAAUGAACCCACAGCGGCGGCGUUGGCCUAUGGUAUGGAUAAAACCGAGGACAAAAUUAUUGCGGUAUACGAUUUGGGAGGCGGUACUUUUGAUAUUUCGAUUCUGGAAAUCCAGAAGGGCGUUUUUGAAGUGAAGUCGACCAACGGCGAUACACUAUUAGGUGGUGAGGACUUUGAUAAUGCAAUUGUGAACUUCCUGGUCGCCGAGUUCAAGAAAGAUAGUGGCAUUGAUAUUCGCAAAGACAACAUUGCUAUGCAGCGUUUGAAGGAGGCUGCCGAAAAGGCCAAGUGCGAGCUAUCCUCUUCCCAACAGACCGAUAUUAAUCUACCAUAUCUAACAAUGGAUGCUGCUGGACCACAGCAUAUGAAUCUGAAAAUGACACGCGCAAAGCUAGAAAGUCUUGUCGGCGACCUAAUCAAGCGCACUAUUCAGCCCUGUCAAAAAGCUUUAUCAGAUGCUGAAGUAUCCAAAUCUGAUAUUGGCGAAGUUUUGCUCGUCGGCGGUAUGACCCGCAUGCCAAAAGUGCAAUCUACUGUGCAGGAGCUGUUUGGACGCCAGCCGUCCCGUUCGGUGAAUCCCGAUGAGGCUGUAGCUGUCGGUGCUGCUGUGCAGGGCGGUGUCCUUGCAGGCGAUGUCACUGAUGUGCUGCUGCUCGAUGUUACACCUCUGUCUCUGGGUAUUGAAACCCUUGGUGGCGUGUUCACAAGAUUAAUAUCGCGUAACACCACCAUUCCCACCAAAAAGUCGCAGGUGUUCUCGACAGCUAGUGAUGGCCAGACUCAAGUCGAAAUUAAAGUACAUCAAGGUGAGCGUGAAAUGGCUAACGAUAACAAGCUUCUUGGAGCUUUCACAUUGGUCGGCAUCCCACCUGCGCCUCGCGGUGUUCCACAAAUCGAAGUUGUCUUCGACAUUGACGCGAACGGCAUAGUCCAUGUUUCGGCGAAGGAUAAGGGCACCGGCAAGGAGCAACAGAUUGUUAUUCAGUCGAGUGGUGGCCUGAGCAAGGAUGAAAUUGAGAAUAUGAUCAAGAAGGCUGAGGAAUAUGCUAGCGCUGAUAAGAAGAAGCGUGAACUAAUUGAACUUGUUAAUCAGGGUGAAAGCAUAGUUCACGAUACUGAGACCAAAAUGGAGGAAUUCAAGAGCCAGUUGCCUGCCGAGGAGUGUGACAAGUUGAAGAAGGAAAUUGCUGACUUGCGCACAUUGCUGGCCAACAAGGAGACCGCCGAGCCUGAGGAAGUUAGAAAGGCAACUACCCAAUUGCAACAAUCGUCUUUGAAGCUUUUCGAGAUGGCGUACAAAAAGAUGUCCGCUGAGCGCGAGAGCAGCGGCAGCUCGAGUGGUGGAAGCAGUUCCAGCGAUACUUCGGGCGAAGCUAAGAAGGAAGAGAAGAACUAAAUUAGGCAACCAUAGUCAUAGUUGUUGUUUCCUUAUUUAAUAAUAAUCACAUUUGGAUUUCUAUUAAGUUCUACGUUAAACAAAAA